AUGAUGAUAACACGUACCUUUUCCCUCACAAACUUCCUCAUCGGAUCAUCGGCUCUCUGCUUCCAGAUAUUCGUCCUCUACCCCUGGCACGAGAAGCUAGAAGAAGAGUUCGUGGAAUUGAAGAAGGAACAUGCGAGACUACUAGAAGAGACGCACUCGAGGCACAGAGAUGAACUGAGAGGAAUCAGGGAACAGCUGGAGCUGGCCAACGAGCGAAGGAAGACGGGAAAGUUCUGGUAG
This is a messenger RNA of Alternaria postmessia, 240 nucleotides long. RefSeq lists its product as uncharacterized. The transcript has a single exon. NCBI's taxonomy places the organism in Eukaryota, Fungi, Ascomycota, Dothideomycetes, Pleosporales, Pleosporaceae. Bases 1 to 240 code for a protein of 79 amino acids. The record is from RefSeq and is a predicted model, not a curated record.